Oryza sativa Japonica Group (Japanese rice) is the source of this 1301-nucleotide messenger RNA. RefSeq lists its product as uncharacterized. The record is from RefSeq and is a predicted model, not a curated record. Gene Ontology annotation, molecular function: RNA binding. NCBI's taxonomy places the organism in Eukaryota, Viridiplantae, Streptophyta, Magnoliopsida, Poales, Poaceae.
AGCCGUCGAGUCAUCGCCUACAAAUAGAUAGCACCACCACGCCGCGCCGCCGUGAGCUGAUUGCCAACGAAUUCCCCGUGCGCCGUGCGCCUCGCCCUCCCCUCCCUCCCUCCUCGUGCCGUUGCCCCCCGGUUGGACUCGGCGCGCUUGCUUCUCGCUCGCGGCUGCUCGUAACCUCGCCUCGCCUCGCCCUCCUGCAGCACGCGCGGCUGGCUGCCCGACCCAGAUCCGGAGCGCCAUGUCGAGGAAUCCGGGCUGCACCGUCUUCAUAGGUAACUUGGAUGAAAAGGUACCUGAGAGGGUCUUGUAUGAGAUUCUUAUUCAGGUAGGUCGUGUUGUAGACCUACACAUACCACGUGACAAGGAAACUAAUCGCUCCAAAGGUUAUGCUUUUGCUGAGUAUGAAACAGAGGAGAUUGCCCAGUAUGCUGUUAAGCUAUUUUCUGGCCUUGUUCGUCUUCAUAAUAGAACACUUAGAUUUGCGAUUUCUGGACAAGACAAGCAAUCUUCUAAUGGAAAUAUUCCUGUAACACCUAAAGUGAACCCUAUACCGCCACCAAAGCCGGCUCAGCUAAUGAGAUCUAGUGAUACUCCCGCAUCGCAACAUACAGUGGUAAAUGGCAGGAUUGCUGGUAUUUCUCCAAACCAUUCUUAUAGUGCGCACUCUGAGGCACCAAGUGGGAUAUCGAGUAGAGGAUUAAGCAAUGGUACAUACGAAUAUAGUAGACGCGUAUUUGGUUCUGUUCUGAAUGACGUUAGCCGUCGUACUGACAGGCAACCAAUUCCAUACCCGUCCUACUAGCAUAUUGAGCUCCAGGGAAGAACAUGGUAUGCUAACAGAUUAGCCCAGCGAUGUCAAUGUUCGUUGUCUCAGCCCUUCUGUAAUAUCAUCUAUGUAUUCACCAUUACAUGCAUGUAAAUAUGUCUUAUGGCUUAGUCGUGUAGGCCGAUGCUUAUCUUUUCCAUUGUUCUGUUCUCAACAUUGUAGUCAGACUUGUGCCCGCUGGUUAUCUCCCAUGUCAUGUCCUAGUGAUAGCAUCAUGCCUCCACUAAUGCAGCUGUACCAAGACUUAGUCUAAUUGCAGGGAUGGCUGGCAAUUUGUGUUUUAAUAUUUAAUCUAGUGAUGUUUGUUGUUGCUUCUGUGUUCCAGUGGGACCAAGUUUGUGCUUGAGUUCUUGGUGUAUUUUGUUCUUCUCGUCAAAGUUGGUUUGUAUUAUGUUGGGCAUCACAAAAGAUAAUGUCAUUGUCUACUAUUUAAAAAACAGUGCAAAUCUACUGAAAUUUAAUGUUUAUUUAUGAA